Messenger RNA from Pelobates fuscus (common spadefoot toad), 2080 nucleotides. It is a transcript of the gene DHCR7, whose product is annotated as 7-dehydrocholesterol reductase. Gene Ontology annotation, molecular function: 7-dehydrocholesterol reductase activity. Lineage: Eukaryota; Metazoa; Chordata; Amphibia; Anura; Pelobatidae. Bases 241 to 1665 code for a protein of 474 amino acids. The transcript has 8 exons. The record is from RefSeq and is a predicted model, not a curated record. Gene Ontology annotation, cellular component: endoplasmic reticulum membrane. Gene Ontology annotation, biological process: cholesterol biosynthetic process; brassinosteroid biosynthetic process.
GCUUGCACAAAGGACCUGCAUGGAGGCUGCAAGAUAAGCACAUACAUACAGGUAACGCAGGGAGCCUGAUCCACAGAGCUGACAAUCUAUUUCUGUACACGGAGCCUGCCCCUGCAAGAUAAGCACAUACAUACAGGUAACACAUGGCUCUGACUCUGAGUGCCUGAUCCACAGAGCUGACAAUCUAUUUCUGUACACGGAGCCUCCCACUACAAGACAAGCACACACAUACAGAUAAAUAUGGGAGAACGCCGGAAGGGAAACUCCUCGAAAGCAGAACAAAAGAAAGCCAGUAACGGACAAAAUGAGAAUGUGGGCCAAUGGGGCCGAGCAUGGGAGGUAGAUUGGUUUUCCUUGGCCGGUGUAAUCUUCCUGUUGAUGUUUGCGCCGCUGAUCGUCUACUACUUUGUGAUGUCAUGUGACCAGUACCAGUGCUCCCUCACCGCCCCCGUCUUGGACAUAUACACCGGGAAAGCCAAAUUGUCUGAUAUUUGGGACAAGACUCCUCUCAUUACGUGGAAAGCUGUUUAUAUAUACGCAGCCUGGGUCUCUUUCCAGGUGUUUCUGUAUGUUUUCAUUCCUGACGUGUGUCAUAAGUUCCUGCCGGGAUAUGCUGGAGGGGUUCAGGAUGGAGCCCGGACGCCGGCAGGCAUAAUAAACAAAUAUGAAGUGAAUGGGCUGCAGGCCUGGUUUAUUACCCAUAUACUGUGGGUCGCCAACGCGUACUACUUUCACUGGUUCUCGCCGACUAUCAUCAUCGAUAACUGGAUCCCGCUGCUAUGGUGCGCCAACAUCCUGGGCUACGCCGUCUCCACCUUCGCGCUGAUUAAAGCGUAUCUCUUCCCCACGAUUGCAGCUGAUUGCAAAUUCACCGGGAAUUUCUUCUACAACUACAUGAUGGGAAUUGAGUUUAAUCCCAGGAUAGGAAAGUGGUUUGAUUUCAAGCUGUUCUUUAAUGGACGUCCAGGAAUCGUUGCCUGGACCUUAAUAAACCUAUCGUACGCAGCAAAACAGCAGGAGUUAUACGGGCAGAUAACCAACUCCAUGAUCCUAGUCAAUGUUCUUCAGGCAAUCUACGUUGUGGACUUUUUCUGGAAUGAGAGCUGGUACCUAAAAACCAUAGAUAUCUGUCACGAUCAUUUCGGCUGGUACCUCGGAUGGGGGGACUGCGUGUGGCUGCCAUAUCUCUACACGCUGCAGGGUCUGUACCUGGUGUAUAAUCCGGUGCAACUUUCCACACCAGCGGCGGUAGGAAUUCUCUUGUUUGGUUUGAUUGGAUACUAUAUCUUCAGGAUGACCAACCACCAGAAAGACUUGUUUCGACGUACCAACGGAAACUGCAAAAUCUGGGGCCACAAGCCAAAAUAUAUUGAAUGUUCAUACACAUCCGGGGAUGGCAGGCGUCAUUACAGCAAACUGAUGAUUUCUGGGUUCUGGGGGGUGGCUCGGCAUUUCAACUACACCGGAGACUUGAUGGGGUCUUUGUCUUACUGUCUGGUGUGUGGGUUUGACCAUCUCCUGCCUUAUUUCUACAUUAUAUACAUGACAAUCUUACUUGUACAUCGCUGCAUACGAGACGAGCAUCGCUGCUCCAGCAAGUAUGGCAAAGACUGGAAGCUGUACACCGAUGCUGUGCCGUAUCGUCUAAUACCAGGAGUAUUUUAAGAUCCCCUUAGUUGGCGAUGAAACCGAUCAGAUCCCCCAAGGGCUGUUUGAUACAUUUUGGACAAUAACUACUUUCUUGUAAAGCAUUUUUGGUCUGUCGCACCUCGUGUGAUAGACCUCUUGGACCUGCGACUCUAGAAAUGAAUGUAAAUUGUACUUUUUAAGCGCACACCAAGUUCUGGACUCCCUUACUCAACUUUCACUUUCUUACCUAUACAUUUCCUUUUAGCAAACCAACAGAAUUUGUUCUAAAUAAAAUGAAAGUUUUGCAGUUGUCCCAGUUUGUUCUUUGCUGUUGGAGAUACAGGCGGGAGACUAUCAGAAAAUGGAUUCAGGGUGUAUGUGAUGUGAUUUGACACUUGUGUCCAUAGAUAUGAAAAUACUCUAUUUUCAAAUUAAACAUUUAAUUGCUAAA